Molecule: messenger RNA, 926 nt
Organism: Wallemia mellicola CBS 633.66
Lineage: Eukaryota; Fungi; Basidiomycota; Wallemiomycetes; Wallemiales; Wallemiaceae
Product: putative aldo-keto reductase
Exons: 3
Coding region: 20-868 (282 amino acids)
Molecular function (GO): oxidoreductase activity
Source: RefSeq, a predicted model, not a curated record
AGAACAUCGAACUACAAAAAUGGCAUUUACGUUGACUAGCAGAGUUGGAUUACAAAACGGAAAGGAUAUUCCUGUCCUUGGAUUUGGUACCUAUGAGAGCAGUACAGAGGAGGCUUAUACGUCAGUAAAGCAAGCAUUAGAAGCUGGAUAUAGGCAUAUCGAUACAGCAGAGUGGUACGAAAACGAGGAAGCAUGCGGAAGGGCUAUCAAUGACUUCAUGAAGGAAUCAAAUACUCCACGCAAUGAAAUAUUCUACACUACAAAGUUGAUGGCUAACAAUGGCCUUGAACAUGCCCGAAAAGCAAUCCGUGAGAGCGUUAGAUUGAGUGGAUUGGGAUACCUUGAUCUAUACUUAAUUCAUGGUCCAUAUCCAUCCAAGGAGGCUAGAUUGGCAUCCUGGAAGGCCAUAGAGGAGGCAAUCGACGAAGGUCUUAUCAAGUCUGCCGGUGUAUCCAACUACGGUGUAAGACAUCUUGAAGAACUCUAUGAAACAUCACCAAGGUACCCAGUUACGGUAAAUCAACUCGAUUUACAUCCAUUCAUGCAACGCAGUGAGGAUGUUGAAUAUAACAAAAGACGUGGUAUAGUACUCGAGGCCUGGGGACCACUCGCUCGUGCUAUGCGUUUCAAUAACCCAGUUCUUAAGAGAAUUAGCGAAAGCCAUUCCAAAUCUCCAGCACAGGUUUUACUCCGUUGGUCAAUCCAGAAAGGAUACGUUCCACUUCCAAAAUCAGUAAAGAAAGAGCGUCUUGCUGCAAACAAAGAAAUUUUUGACUUUGAAUUAUCAAAUGAUGAUAUGAAUAACUUGGAUCAGUUAGAUGAAUACCUCGUCACAGAUUGGGAUCCAAUUGGAGAUGCAUCCGUUUAAGAAAACUAUUGUAUAAAUCUAAAAUAUAUGUGCUUACAACAAGUAAAAAUAUAUAAAA